This is a messenger RNA of Prorocentrum cordatum, 495 nucleotides long. The record is from the annotation of a GenBank genome assembly. NCBI's taxonomy places the organism in Eukaryota, Dinophyceae, Prorocentrales, Prorocentraceae.
GAGUGUGAGUCGCCGCCGCACGUGGCGUUUGAUCAUGCUUUCGAGGAGAAGCUGCAGCAGCAUCUCAUCAUGGAGGGCCAGCUCGAGAAGAAGCUUGCCGAGGCCCUCAACACGAAGAUAAGUGAGCAGCUGAACGAGAGCAUACUGCCGCUGCACAAGACCUUCAACCAGCUGGAGGGAAAGCUGCAGAAGCAGAACAAGGAGAUGGAGGGCAAGAGGGCAAGCUGCAGAAAGCACACGCAGAUGGAGGACCAGCUCAACGAGAAGCUUGGGGAGGCCCUCGAGACGACGAAGGUGCAGCUGCGUGAGAGCCUGCAGCCGCUCCACAUGGUCACCCACAAGCUGGUGGAGAAGCAGGGGCAGCAGCACGCGAACAUGGAGGACCAGCUCGACGAGAAGCUAGACGGGGCCGUCAAGAAGACGAAGGACCAGCUGCUUGAGAACGUGCAGCCGCUGCACGAGAUCGUCAUGUCGAUCGUCGGCGCCGCAAGAUGA